This is a messenger RNA of Acanthopagrus latus (yellowfin seabream), 4659 nucleotides long. Its product is annotated as rabphilin-3A-like. The transcript has 18 exons. The record is from RefSeq and is a predicted model, not a curated record. Gene Ontology annotation, cellular component: membrane. Gene Ontology annotation, biological process: intracellular protein transport. NCBI's taxonomy places the organism in Eukaryota, Metazoa, Chordata, Actinopteri, Spariformes, Sparidae. Bases 761 to 2635 code for a protein of 624 amino acids. Gene Ontology annotation, molecular function: small GTPase binding.
UUUGGGAGGAUUCGUUUGUUUCUGAAAAAACACUGUUUAUUAACUCGACUCAAGGGAUUGGAAAGAAAGCACCAGUAGCCUACAUUUGGUCGCUGCCAAAUAGGAUCUACCUGCGGGUCCAUAAUUAGGGAGGAUAAAAAUAAUAACAAAUGAAAAUAAAAACGUCAAAACGUCUAAAAAUAGAAACUGUAAGUUAAUUCUGUCAAAAGCCUUUCAGGUCAAAUUACGAUAAAACUUCCAACAACCAUAUGUUAUGUUGUGAUGUGUGUGCUAUGAUAUCAUAAAGCACAGUUAUAAGUUACUACAGCCAGUACAAAAUCUUAGAAAAAGGGUUUGUCGACGGGGCUGCAUGGGUGAUGAUGCGACACAUUCAGACAGUGUGCGCUGUUAAAGAGACAAUCGCAUCAGGUGAUGACUGCCCACUUAAGCAUCAGUGUUAUCACUUCAGAUCCAGGGGUUUCCUUCCCAGGGUACCAAGGGCUUUCCAUCCUCCUCCACGCAGGGUAGAAGACGGGUUCCCACGCAUUGUGGAGCUCCGCUGUGCCUCUCCAAACAGACUACUCCUCCAGUCGAGAAAAAAAAAAAAAAAAAAAAAAAAAGCACGGCUUUUGGUGACAGGCACCAUGCGCAAUGACUGACUCUGUGGCCGCCUCCAAGCGCAGCACAGAAAUUUAGUCCGCAUCAUUCCCUGACAGCUCCCUGAGAGAGAGGAGAGGAGAGCGGAGAGCGCGGCUGGAUUCUCAGGCUGUGAUAGCGCAGCAUGACAGACACUGUGAUGAGCAGCAGCUCGGAUCGCUGGGUGUCCAACGACAGGCAGAGGAUGCAUGCUAGUGAUAAAGAGCAGGGCAACUGGACCGUGCAGCCAGGCCCUGGUUCUGGUCAAGACCUGACAGAUGAGGAGAAAGAGAUUAUAAACAGCGUGAUCGCCCGUGCUGAGAAAAUGGAGGCCAUGGAGCAGGAGAGAAUCGGGCGCUUGAUAAACAGGCUGGACGACAUGAAGAAGACUGUGUGCGGUGAUGGAAUGUCCCGCUGUUUGCUGUGUGGGGAGCAGCUGGGCUCACCUGGGGUCAGCUCAGUGGUGUGCGAGGACUGCAAAAAGAACAUGUGUACCAAGUGUGGUACACAGUGUGGCAGUCGGCCUCGCGCGGUGUGGCUAUGCAAGAUCUGCAGAGAACAGCGAGAGGUGUGGAAGAGGUCUGGUGCCUGGUUCUUCAAAGGUUUCCCAAAGCAGUACCUGCCUUCGCCCAUGCCAUUAUCUAAAGGAAAAGAGACAGCUGGCCAGGAUGCAGCAGAGCCCAAGGGCCGGCCAGCCUCUCAGCCCAGGGAGGCAGCAAACCAACCACAAGCAGCAGCGCCAGAGCCACAGGGCCGUGCUGGUUACCCACCUGUGGCCCCUAAACCAUCAGCUGUGCGUAUGGCCACAGGUGGGGCUGGCCCUGAAGAGGCAGGGCAGGGCAGCCCAGUGGUGAUGAAGAAGAUGGUGCCCGUCCAGAGCACCAGGCCUCAGCCCGCCCCAUCGGCCUCGCUGGCCCAGCAGGGUCCAGUGGCAGGAGAUGGAGGUGCCUACGCCACGAGUGCAGUUCCUCCAGAGCAGAGAGCGCCUCCUGCAGUAAGAGAGGAGCGGAGGCAGCCCGCUGCCUACAGUGCUCCUCCCGCCCGGCAGCAGCCUCCCCCAGCUGAGGAGGAGGAGGAAGCCAAUGACUAUGACUCUGAUGAAGCCACCACUCUGGGCUCUCUAGAGUUCAGUCUGCUCUAUGAACAGGAAAGCAACAGCCUCAUCUGUAGCAUCCUCAAAGCAAAGGGACUGAAGCCCAUGGACUCGAACGGACUGGCAGAUCCUUAUGUCAAGCUUCACCUGCUGCCAGGGGCUAGUAAGUCUAACAAGCUGCGAACAAAGACCCUGAGAAACACCCGCAACCCUGCGUGGAAUGAAACGCUCACCUACCACGGCCUGACGGAUGAGGACAUGCAGCGUAAGACCCUCAGGCUGUCUGUCUGCGAUGAAGACAAGUUCGGGCAUAAUGAGUUUAUUGGGGAAACCCGAGUGGCUCUGAAGAAACUGAAGAUGAACCAGAAGAAAAACUUCAACGUGUGCCUUGAGAGAGUCAUCCCCACAAAGAGAACUGCAACAGCCGGGGGAGCCAGAGGCAUCUCUCUCUAUGAAGAUGAGCCGGGGAAGGAGGGCGGAGAGAUAGAGGAGCGCGGCCGGAUUCUGAUGUCCCUCAUGUACAGCACCCAGACCAACCGGCUCAUUGUGGGUGUUGUGCGCUGCGUCCACCUGGCCGCCAUGGAUGCUAAUGGCUACUCUGAUCCAUAUGUCAAAAUAUGUCUGAAACCUGACAUGGGGAAGAAGGGCAAGUGCAAAACACAAAUCAAGAAGAGGACCUUAAACCCAGAGUUUAAUGAGGAAUUCAGCUACGACAUCAAACACAGUGAACUGGCCAAGAAGUCUUUAGAUAUUUCCGUGUGGGAUUAUGACAUCGGGAAGUCCAACGACUACAUCGGUGGCUGUCAGCUUGGGAUCACUGCCAAAGGUGAACGACUGAAGCACUGGUACGAGUGUUUGAAGAACAAGGACAAGAAGAUUGAGCGCUGGCACACCUUGUAUAACGAGAAUCACGUUGCUAGCGAUUAACCAUUUGCCGCCUCUCACAUACAGCAUGAGCUAAACUCUCUUCAACUUGGUUUGCAUUCAUCUCCUAAUGCACUUUUGCGCAUUUUUUUUUAUUGUUUUAUCUAUUCCUUACCUGCUUGGCCAUCACGUAGGGUGACUCACCUCCUUUUCCAUGAUGAAGUAUACUAACAAUCCCUCUGCCUGUGCUGAUAAUUAAUCUGCCUCUGGGACAAAUCAUGUCAAAAAUGAAUUGGAGAUUUGACUAAUGCAAUCAAAACAUCUGUCGGCGAACAGCUGCGCAAGGACUGCCAUGCCUGUCAGUGAUUUUAUGUAGUUUGCUGAGCUUGGCGCUUUCUUUGCUAAAGAAAAUGAAGUUUGAUUGCACAGGCACAGAAGAAGAAAGCAAUAUGUUAUGGCAUCUGAGGUCGAAACCAUUUUUUCCAAAGUCAUAAAUCGUUGCUUGAGCUCAUGCCUGAUAUUCAUUCAACCGUCAGGAUGUUCUUUAGUUAUAAUUUCUUGUGGGUUUACAUCAUGCUGUAGUGAAACACUUGAACUGUAUGAGCAUGCCAAGCCAAACACAUCUGAAAACACGCCACUGCACCUUCAAAUGUUCAACUGUGCCCAUACUGUAUAUUUUCCAUGAAGAAAUGUUUACAUACUGAUACAUUGCUCAGGUUAGGAUAGGCAUCUGAUAAACAGAUGAUUCAUAAGUCAGUGGACCAUGAGCUAGAUGAAUCUUUCACGAGUUGCUGUUAAUUUGUGAUUUGAAAUUAUAGCACACGUAGUUAAGCAUUAGCGUUUUUAAGUAUGGUUAGUCGAGCUGUGAAUUCUGACUCGCUGAAAGUACUGACUGCGAUUAGAGCAAAGUGAAUGCAUUCUUUUCUUUCUUAAUUAUGGUGAGAUUUUGCAGGGAAAAAAAAAGGAUUUUCCUCCUGCUGCUGUACCUCUGCUCUUCUGAAGCUCGCGGUUCACUCUGACACCUCAGAGGUUUUCUACUGUAGUGUUUACAUUGAAUGCACACAGCCAGGUUUCCCUUAAAAACAAAAAAAUGUGGCUGCUCCACUCAAAAAAGGAGAGAAGUUUGAACAGGUUAUGUCAUAAGUAUGUGCAGCUUUACCUGCAUGCACUGUGCUCGUGACUCUGGCGUGCCCGGGGCAGACAUGGUCUGCUUUUACCCCAAUGCACCCUUUGCACAAAGCAGGGCUCUUUUCCCCUCUGCCACAACCCGAUCAUUCAAGGCUUUAGUGUGUGUUUGUUCACUAAUCACAGCAAACUAAGGAAAGCACACCUUACAAAGUGGAAUGACCUCAAUUUAUACAGCUGUUUGCAACUUAUUCCAAUGUCAAAACAAAGGCGAAAACAAAAAAAAUCCUAUGCAUGAAAUGUCUUGUGGGUCAAGAUAUAUAUACUUUGUAAGAAAUUAAUGCUAUUGUAAUUCCAUUAAUGUUUACACGACUUCCCCAUAACAUUCCUGUUAAUACUUUAUAUACAAGAGGCCAUAUUCUGCAUGACUAUGGUGACUAUGAUGUAAUCUGAAUAAAAUGGUCCGACAGCACUCACAGGAUAGGCUUGUACACAGCUGAGCACAUCAACAAAAACUAUUCACUCUAUCAGUAGCAGACAUCGAGGUGAAGCUCUUUGAAUGAGACUUUCUGUACAUACACUCUCUACAAAUCUCUCUAGUGUCUUGUUUUUCUCUGCACAGCCACUCUACCGCCUCGUGGCAGCGAUUCGAACACCCACCGGUAGCAUCGCACACUGUUCUAUGUCUUGCUACUUCAGCUACAGCGGUCACCAGAUGAUGAUCAGCAAACUAUAAUCAAUAGUUUAUAGUGAUAUUAUAGUUUUUAAACAGGCUUCUCUCUGAGCUAAACCCAUAGCUGUCUUCUACUUGAUUCUGCCAGUUCAGUGGAAUGUUUCUUGGUUUAUCUCUGUAUUUGUACAUAGGUAGUGCAUGCACUGGAAACAUGUAUGUUUGCAAAGAACUUCGCAUGUAAAGAUUUUGCAGAGAGUUUACACAGAUCAAUAAAAUAUAAUGAAACUGA